This is a messenger RNA of Budorcas taxicolor (takin), 5074 nucleotides long. It is a transcript of the gene DNMT1, whose product is annotated as DNA methyltransferase 1. The record is from RefSeq and is a predicted model, not a curated record. NCBI's taxonomy places the organism in Eukaryota, Metazoa, Chordata, Mammalia, Artiodactyla, Bovidae. The transcript has 40 exons. Bases 1 to 4836 code for a protein of 1611 amino acids. Gene Ontology annotation, cellular component: nucleus. Gene Ontology annotation, molecular function: zinc ion binding; DNA binding; DNA (cytosine-5-)-methyltransferase activity.
AUGCCUGCCCGUACCGCCCCGGCGCGGGUGCCUGCGCUGGCCUCCCGGGCCUUCUCACUGCCUGACGAUGUCCGCAGGCGGCUCAAAGAUUUGGAAAGAGAUAGUUUGACAGAAAAGGAAUGUGUGAAGGAGAAACUGAAUCUCUUGCACGAGUUUCUGCAGACAGAAAUAAAGAAUCAGUUAUGUGAUUUGGAAACCAAAUUACAUAAAGAAGAAUUAUCUGAGGAGGGCUACCUGGCUAAAGUCAAAUCCCUUUUAAAUAAAGAUUUGUCCUUGGAGAACGGAGCUCAUGCUUUCAGUCGGGAAGCGAAUGGAUGUCUAGAGAACGGGAGCCAGACAAGUGGUGAGGAUUGCAGAGUGGUAAUGGCAGAGAAAGGCAAGCCCCCCAAACCUGUCUCCAGACUUUACACGCCCAGGAGAAGCAAGUCUGAUGGAGAAACAAAGUCUGAAGUCUCUUCUAGCCCCAGGAUUACAAGGCAGACUACCAGGCAGACCACCAUCACAUCUUAUUUUGCACAGGGCCCUGCCAAACGAAAACCCGAGGAAGGACCUGAAAAAGUGAAGUCAGACGAUUCUGUUGAUGAAGAAAAAGACCAGGAGGAAAAGAGACGUCGAGUUACAUCCAGAGAACGAGUUGCUGGGCUGCUCCCUGCAGAAGAACCAGGAAGAGUAAGACCAGGAACACACAUGGAAGAAGAAGGAAGAGAUGAUAAAGAAGAAAAGAGACUCAGAAGUCAAACCAAAGAACCGACACCUAAACAGAAAGCUAAGGAGGAGCCAGACAGAGAUGCGAGGCCUGGAGGAGCUCAGGCUGAAAUGAAUGAAGGAGAAGACAAAGAUGAAAAGAGGCACAGAAGUCAACCCAAAGAUCUAGCUAGCAAGCGGAGACCAGAAGAGAAAGAGCCUGAAAGAGUAAAACCACAAGUCUCUGAUGAGAAAGAUGAAGAUGAAAAGGAGGAGAAGAGACGCAGAACUACAUACAGAGAACUAACUGAGAAGAAAAUGACUCGAACCAAAAUAGCAGUGGUGUCCAAGACCGAUCCUCCGAAGUGCACUGAGUGCUUGCAGUACCUGGACGACCCCGAGCUGAGAUACGAGCAGCACCCCCCUGAUGCGGUGGAAGAGAUACAGAUACUGACCAACGAGAGGUUGUCCAUCUUCGAUGCUAACGAAUCUGGCUUUGAGAGUUAUGAGGAUUUGCCCCAACACAAACUAACCUGCUUCAGCGUGUACUGUAAACGCGGCCACCUUUGCCCGAUCGACACCGGCCUCAUUGAGAAAGAUGUCGAGCUCCUCUUUUCUGGUUCAGCGAAGCCGAUAUACGAGGAUGACCCAUCUCCCGAAGGUGGUAUUAAUGGCAAAAAUUUUGGGCCCAUAAACGAAUGGUGGAUUGCUGGUUUUGAUGGAGGUGAAAAGGCUCUUCUUGGCUUCAGCACCUCGUUUGCCGAGUAUAUCUUGAUGGAUCCCAGCCCAGAGUACGCACCACUAUUCAGCGUGAUGCAGGAGAAGAUCUACAUAAGUAAGAUAGUGGUUGAGUUCCUACAGAGCAACCCUGACUCCACCUACGAAGACCUGAUCAAUAAGAUUGAGACCACUGUUCCUCCUUGUAUGCUCAACUUGAAUCGAUUCACAGAGGAUUCUCUCCUGCGGCAUGCCCAGUUCGUGGUGGAGCAAGUAGAGAGUUAUGAUCGGGCUGGGGACAGUGACGAGCAGCCCAUCUUCCUGAGCCCCUGCAUGAGAGACCUCAUCAAGCUGGCCGGGGUCACCCUGGGAAAAAGGCGAGCCGAAAGGCGGCAGACCAUCCGGCAACCCGCCAAGGAGAAGGACAAGGGCCCCACCAAGGCCACCACCACCAAGCUGGUCUACCAGAUCUUCGACACUUUCUUUGCGGAGCAAAUUGAGAAAGAUGACAAGGAAGACAAGGAGAAUGCCUUCAAGCGCCGGCGCUGCGGCGUCUGUGAGAUUUGUCAGCAGCCCGAGUGUGGAAAGUGUAAGGCCUGUAAGGAUAUGGUUAAAUUUGGUGGUAGUGGACGGAGCAAGCAGGCUUGCCAAAAGAGGAGGUGUCCCAACAUGGCCAUGAAGGAGGCAGAUGAUGAUGAGGAAGUGGAUGACAAUAUUCCAGAGAUGCCAUCACCCAAAAAGAUGCACCAGGGGAAGAAAAAGAAGCAGAACAAGAAUCGGAUCUCUUGGGUUGGCGAUGCCGUCAAGACUGACGGGAAGAAGAGUUACUACAAGAAGGUAUGCAUUGACUCGGAAACCCUGGAAGUGGGGGACUGUGUUUCUGUAAUUCCAGACGACUCUUCAAAACCACUGUAUCUAGCAAGGGUCACGGCGCUGUGGGAGGACAGCAGCAAUGGGCAGAUGUUCCAUGCCCACUGGUUCUGUGCUGGGACGGACACAGUCCUCGGGGCCACUUCGGACCCCCUGGAGCUGUUCCUGGUCGACGAAUGUGAGGAUAUGCAGCUCUCGUACAUCCACAGCAAGGUGCAGGUCAUCUAUAAGGCCCCCUCGGAGAACUGGGCCUUGGAGGGAGGCGUGGACCCCGAGGCCCUGAUGUCGGAGGACGACGGGAAGACCUACUUCUACCAGCUGUGGUACGACCAAGACUACGCGAGAUUUGAGUCCCCUCCGAAAACUCAGCCAACAGAGGACAACAAGUACAAGUUCUGUGUGAGCUGUGCACGUCUGGCCGAAAUGAGGCAGAAGGAAAUCCCCAGGGUCAUGGAGCAGCUCCAGGACCUGGAAGGCCGUGUUCUCUAUAGCCUUGCCACCAAGAACGGCGUCCAGUACCGGGUGGGCGAUGGCGUGUACCUCCCUCCCGAGGCCUUCACCUUCAACAUCAAGCUGUCCAGUCCUGUGAAACGCCCCCGGAAGGAGCCUGUGGACGAAGCUCUGUAUCCAGAGCACUACCGGAAGUACUCGGACUACAUCAAGGGCAGCAACCUGGAUGCCCCCGAGCCCUACCGUGUUGGCCGCAUAAAGGAGAUCUUCUGCAGCAAGAAGAGCAACGGCCGGCCCAAUGAGACAGACAUCAAGAUCAGGGUCAACAAGUUCUACAGGCCGGAGAACACACACAAGUCUACCCCGGCCAGUUACCACGCAGACAUCAACCUGCUCUACUGGAGCGAUGAGGAGGCCGUGGUGGACUUCAAGGCCGUGCAGGGCCGCUGCACCGUGGAGUACGGAGAGGACCUGCCUGAGUGCCUCCAGGACUUCUCUGCUGGUGGCCCCGAUCGCUUCUACUUUCUCGAGGCCUAUAAUGCCAAGAGCAAAAGCUUUGAAGAUCCUCCGAACCACGCCCGGAGCCCUGGAAAUAAGGGGAAGGGGAAGGGGAAAGGAAAAAACAGGACGAAAUCUCAGACAUGUGAGCCUAGUGAACUGGAGACAGAAAUCAAACUGCCGAAGCUGCGGACCCUGGACGUGUUUUCCGGCUGUGGGGGACUGUCAGAAGGCUUCCACCAAGCAGGCAUCUCGGAGACGCUUUGGGCCAUCGAGAUGUGGGACCCUGCGGCCCAGGCGUUCCGGCUCAACAACCCUGGGUCCACGGUGUUCACAGAGGACUGCAACGUCCUGCUGAAGCUGGUCAUGGCUGGGGAGGUGACCAACUCCCGCGGCCAGAAGCUGCCUCAGAAGGGAGACGUGGAGAUGCUGUGCGGUGGGCCGCCCUGCCAGGGCUUCAGUGGCAUGAACCGCUUCAACUCUCGAACCUACUCCAAGUUCAAGAACUCCCUGGUGGUCUCCUUCCUCAGCUACUGUGACUACUACCGGCCCCGCUACUUCCUCUUGGAGAACGUUCGAAACUUCGUCUCCUUCAAGCGCUCCAUGGUCCUGAAGCUGACGCUGCGCUGCCUGGUCCGCAUGGGCUACCAGUGCACCUUCGGUGUGCUGCAGGCUGGUCAGUACGGCGUGGCCCAGACUCGGAGGCGAGCCAUCAUCCUGGCUGCAGCCCCUGGGGAGCCACUCCCUCUGUUCCCCGAGCCGUUGCACGUGUUCGCGCCCCGGGCCUGCCAGCUGAGCGUCGUGGUGGACGACAAGAAGUUUGUCAGCAACAUCACCAGGUUGAGCUCAGGUCCCUUCCGAACCAUCACCGUGCGGGACACGAUGUCCGACCUCCCCGAGGUCCGGAACGGGGCCUCGGCACUGGAGAUCUCAUACAACGGGGAGCCCCAGUCCUGGUUCCAGAGGCAGCUCCGGGGCUCGCAGUACCAGCCCAUCCUCAGGGAUCAUAUUUGCAAGGACAUGAGCGCCUUGGUGGCUGCCCGCAUGCGGCACAUCCCCCUGGCCCCGGGCUCGGACUGGCGUGACCUGCCCAACAUUGAGGUGCGGCUCUCUGACGGCACCCUGGCCCGGAAGCUGCGGUACAACUACCACGACAAGAAGAACGGCUGCAGCAGCGCCGGUGCCCUCCGUGGGGUCUGCUCCUGUGUGGAAGGCAAGCCCUGUGAGCCUGCGGCCCGACAGUUCAACACCCUUAUCCCCUGGUGCCUGCCCCACACUGGGAACAGGCACAACCACUGGGCUGGCCUCUACGGGCGUCUUGAGUGGGACGGCUUCUUCAGCACAACUGUCACCAACCCUGAGCCCAUGGGUAAGCAGGGCCGCGUGCUCCACCCUGAGCAGCACCGAGUGGUGAGCGUGCGGGAGUGUGCCCGCUCCCAGGGCUUCCCUGACACCUAUCGGCUGUUCGGCAACAUCCUGGACAAGCACCGGCAGGUGGGUAAUGCUGUGCCGCCGCCACUGGCCAAAGCCAUCGGCUUGGAGAUCAAGCGCUGCAUGUUGGCCAAAGCGCGCGAGAGCACCUCAGCUAAAAUCAAGGAGGAGGCUGCCAAGGACUAGUUCUCUCCUCCUAUCACCCAUGUUUCUGCCACCAGAGAUCCCCAGCGUGCACUGAUAUUGUUGUAUUUUCACUUGUCAAUCAGUCAGUUCAGGUGUGUCGUAUGCGGUGUUUGUGGCCUUGGCUGACAUGAAGCUCUUCAGUGAGAUUUGCCUAUCGGCUAAUUUGACUUAGUGAUCAAACUGUGCAGUACUUUGUCCAUUCGGGAUUUUAAAAGUUUUUUAUUACGCAUUAUAUCAA